AUGUUCAAUCAAUGGCCAAGGAUCGUUGAUGACGUAAACGGCGCGUAUAAGCGAAAGGAAGCUGAGACAGGAUAUGGCUCAUUGAUCACGAUUCAGAAAGUCAGGUCCCUACACCAGUUCAUCGGUCACAUUCGAUCCUUGCUGGCGUUGAUGGCUAUCCAUGUCAAGGCUCUGGAGGCAUAUGGUGAUCUCAUUCCCCCAAAGCAUCACAGACCGCAAGGUAAUCUGGGCACCGGUAUUCUUCAAGGAAAUGACAGGUUGCAGAGUACUGGCGCUUUCCAGGCCAGUGGCACCAUUGGGCAAGAAAACCUUCUCGAGGUUGCUGGUACCAUCAAGACAACUACCACCCUCGAGCCACAGAACGCUCCACAUGAAGGUAACCGUGAUGAUCUCGCAUCUGACCUAAGAGCUAUAUCUACUGGCCUUGAAUACUAUCACGCCAACCUAAGCCUCAUGGUCGAUCUAUGUAAGAACUUGGUUGAACUAGAGUUCAAUAUCCACGGCACAAGAACCAAUCAAAAUGUCGAGGCGCUUACGUACCUGGCAUUUCUCUUCAUCCCUCCCUCAUUCCUUGCGUCUGUAUUUUGGGGUGAAUGGCAUCGAGGCACCAAGGUGGUUCUGGAUGGCCAGUAUACCCGUGGUCGCCACCAGUGCAAUUGUCUGUAUCUUGGUCCGGCCGGGGAUUCAGUUUUUGGGAAAAGUCGAACAUUAUGUUUAUAA
Messenger RNA from Fonsecaea pedrosoi CBS 271.37, 720 nucleotides. RefSeq lists its product as uncharacterized. The coding region runs from base 1 to 720 and encodes 239 amino acids. Lineage: Eukaryota; Fungi; Ascomycota; Eurotiomycetes; Chaetothyriales; Herpotrichiellaceae. The record is from RefSeq and is a predicted model, not a curated record. Gene Ontology annotation, biological process: transmembrane transport; metal ion transport. Gene Ontology annotation, molecular function: metal ion transmembrane transporter activity. The transcript has 4 exons. Gene Ontology annotation, cellular component: membrane.